AUGCGAGAAGAGAUUGGCGAUGAUGCUGUAUGCUGGAUUUGUGCAGAACCGGUCAAGUAUUAUUCGGUAUCGCAGUGCAAUCAUCGCACCUGCCAUGUCUGCGCCUUGCGCCUUAGAGCGCUUUAUAAAAAGAAUGACUGUACUUUUUGCAAGGAGCCUCAGUCGUCAGUCAUCUUCACAACAUCUGAAGAUGCGCCGUUCUUGUCCUUUACGGAUGAAUCUACCCCUUAUGCGGACACCCCACUAUCAAUAUUAUUCGAGACGGAGGAAAUGAUGCAGGAGUCGCUCAUUCUUCUUCGCUCUAAUUGCCCAGAGGGGGACUGCGACUUUAUUGCAAAGGGAUGGGCGGAUCUUAAGCUGCAUGUCCGUGCGACGCAUAAUAAAUUGAUGUGCGAUCUUUGUUUACGAUCCAAAAAGGUCUUUGCCCACGAGCAUGCUUUAUACACCUACCCACAACUGGCAGCGCACCUUCCGUCGAUGAAUUGUCGAGCUAAGGCCCCACCUAAUCAAAUUGAAGGCGGCGUACAUCCAUUGUGUCAGUUUUGCCGCGAAUGUUUCUUUGAUGAUGAUGAACUGUUCCCGCAUAUGCGAGAGCGACACGAAGAAUGCUUCAUAUGUAAGAGAAAUGGCAUCAGAGACCAAUACUUCCAGAACUACGAGACUCUGGAGAGUCAUUUUAAUAAUGCUCAUCAUCCCUGCAUGCAGAGCGCCUGUCUAGCUCAGAAAUUCGUCGUGUUUAACACGCCUCUUGAUCUUAAGGCUCAUAUGGUUGAGGAGCAUGGUGCUGAUAUGAGUUCUCGGGACAAGAAGGACGCCCGGCGGGUACCUGCUGAGUUUGAGUUUGAGGAUACACCUGGUAGAAGAGGUGGAGGCCGGAGAGACCGAGAACAUGAAAGGGACUCUUCCGUGCCUGGUCCGUCCAGGCCACCAGGUGGAGGGAGAAGACGAGAAGGAUUCGGUGCGAGCUUGACGAGUGGAAAUGGGAGCAACACGUCACUUCCUACACCACCGGUGGUAAGCCGACGCUCUUCUCCGUCUCCUAAUCGUGAGCCUGUCGAUCCUGCUGUCUUAGAGAAACACACGGCGUUUCUCUCUCGUCUGCAAAGUUUUGCACCCAAUCCUACCACAGCUAUACCAGCUGUGAAGGCCGCGAUCCGAGGGUACCGUGCAUCAGAGUCGAGCGCCAAAGAUUUGAUUUCAACGAUAUGGACUGUGUUGGACUGCCACCUUGAGUACACCGCGAGCAUCGUCAACGGAUUCGUUGACCUUCUGGAAGAAGAUGAGAAAAAGCAAGACGUUCUGAGGUCAUGGAAGGGCUUCGAGAUUGAACAACGUCGUCAAUUUCCGGACCUUGUUCCUUCCUCGGUGGGCAAUGAAUACGCCGGGAUUACAUCUGGCCGUGUAUUGAAUGCCAAACACUCGACUGGCUCGCGUUCUUCCCAGCAGUCGUCGCGGCAAGUGCUCGAUCGUGUGGCCCGGACAGCCUUGUCUUCAACCGCUGUGUCGGCCCCGGCGGCUGUUGCAAAAUUCCCUCCUCUAUCGUCACAAUCGGUCUCAUCCUCUUCUUCCGCGUUCCGUCAGACUCAGCACAAGACCCCGUGGUCUCCUAGCAGUGCGCCAGGCUCCCGCGGGCCCACGCUCAUAUCCAGACCUCCUCCUGGUUUAUCAUCAACCAAAGCAUCCCGACCUCCGCCUCCUGAACUGAACGAAGCAACGUUCCCUGGGUUGCCAAGCGCGGCUCCGAGGGCCAUACCACCUAUGGGCGGCAACACGUCAUUGAGAAACAUCUUGGGUGCCUCAACACCACCACCUCAGACCGUCUGGAAUGCCACCUCGAGUUCUAGUGUUCUUGAUCCCACCCCCGAGGGAUCAGCACCAAAGGGGAAGAAAAAUAAGGGAAAGCAGAAGCAAGCUCUGUUCACCCUGGGUACAUUCCCUACGCGAUUAUCCUUCUCUUAG
Guyanagaster necrorhizus is the source of this 1959-nucleotide messenger RNA. RefSeq lists its product as uncharacterized. Gene Ontology annotation, biological process: rescue of stalled cytosolic ribosome; protein ubiquitination. Gene Ontology annotation, molecular function: ubiquitin protein ligase activity; ribosome binding. The coding region runs from base 1 to 1959 and encodes 652 amino acids. Lineage: Eukaryota; Fungi; Basidiomycota; Agaricomycetes; Agaricales; Physalacriaceae. The record is from RefSeq and is a predicted model, not a curated record. The transcript is spliced from 7 exons.